Messenger RNA from Salarias fasciatus (jewelled blenny), 2122 nucleotides. Its product is annotated as suppressor of cytokine signaling 3-like. The transcript has 2 exons. Gene Ontology annotation, molecular function: 1-phosphatidylinositol-3-kinase regulator activity. Gene Ontology annotation, cellular component: phosphatidylinositol 3-kinase complex. The record is from RefSeq and is a predicted model, not a curated record. Bases 361 to 978 code for a protein of 205 amino acids. Gene Ontology annotation, biological process: phosphatidylinositol phosphate biosynthetic process; intracellular signal transduction. Lineage: Eukaryota; Metazoa; Chordata; Actinopteri; Blenniiformes; Blenniidae.
AUCUCUCCCCUCCCUCUGCUCUUCACUCACUCUGCGAACAGGAGCGGAGCGCGCGCCGCUGCGCACCAAACCACACACACUCUCCACUCGCAUCGCUGCCAAAGAACUUUUAAGGAUCAAGAAGAAAAAGAAAGAAAACAUUUUUUUAAAAAUACUUCUUGAGCAACCGUGAGAAGAUCUGACCGAGUGUUUGGAUUUACUCUGCAAGAGCGACUUUUUGGAGGAACGUUCCAGGCUCAGUUUCCAGACCAGCCGGGCUCCUCUCUCCUGAACCUGCGUGACCUCCUCCGCCUCUUCGUGUCUCCCGUCUGCGUAGCACCCAGUGCUCCCCAGGCCGCCCCGGAGAUCUGGCACAGCGCCAUGGUAACUCACAGCAAGUUUGACUCCGUCAUGAGCAGCAGCCCCUUGGACUCCAGCAUGCGGCUGCCGUACCGUUACAAGACGUUCGCCUCCAAGGUGCAGUACCAGAUGAUCCUCGCCACUCUGCACAAGCUCCAGGAGAGCGGCUUCUACUGGGGCGCCAUCACGGGCAAGGAGGCCAACGCCAUGCUGGCCGCCGAGGCCACGGGCACCUUCCUGAUCCGGGACAGCUCCGACAACUGUCACCUCUUCACCCUCAGCGUCAAGACGGCGUCGGGCACCAAGAACCUGCGCAUCCAGUGCGACGCGUCCUCCUUCUACCUGCAGACGGACCCCAAGAACGUUCACUCCGUCCCGCACUUCGACUGCGUCCUCAAGCUGGUCCAUUACUACAUGCCUCAGAGCAGGGCGAACGCUCGCGGCGGGAAUAUCUACUACAUCUACUCCGGCGGGGAGAAGAUCCCGCUGGAGCUCAUCAGACCUCUGUCCUGCAGCCUGUCCACCCUGCAGCACCUGUGCAGGAAGACGGUCAACGGACACCUGGACAUUUCCUCCAAAAGAGACCAGCUCCCGCACCCUCUGAGGGAGUUCAUGCAGCAGUACGACGCUCCCAUCUAGAGGGACCUGACUGAUGCUCCUGGAAGGGUCAAAGACUGUCAGCGCGGCUGCGUUUUGAGGAGAGACGCCGCAGCAGAGGGUGCGGCCGGCCCGAUCUGGUACCCAGCGUGCGGGAAGACAGACGUACCAGUGCAGACGCUUGUAGUUCUCAAAAAGGUUAGACGUCAGUCUCGAAAUGUUAAAAAGAGACACUGGAUUAAGGACUCGUCCACAAAGAGGGACCAAGAAAAACUACUGCUGUGAUGUGGUUGUGCGACACAGAAGCAAGCCCACCUUCCUCCUCCUCCUCCUCCUCCUCCUCCGCCGCCGCGGCAGAGAUGUGAAUCUCUCCAAGAACUGAAGUGAGGCUUACAGUCAGCUGUCGACGGUGUGACGACACACACCUUCCCUCUGCCGCUGCUAACCAGUGUGUGUGAGGCCUUGAUCAGGCUCACGCACACACCAGCCUUUGAAAACCAUCCAGUGCUUUGAGCUGGACCGGGCCUUAACAAUCAGACCGGCUCUGUUGUUUCAUUUUUUGUUUGUUUGUGCAGGUUAACGUGUUAAACACAUCCUUCCAGAGUCCUGAGAUCUCUUGCCAAGUGUUCUCUAGAAAUGCACAAACGGCGACCCCCUCGGGGGCUCGCUGUGCAACAAGCCGGGACGCAGAAGUUAUUUUUAAUCAGAAUCUCCAGAACUACCUGGAAAGAUGUGUUUGUGAUCGUUCGACUCAGAAGAAGGGUUUAUACCAAAUUUUGCCAGAAGUAAACAAAAGUUUGUUUGAAGACCGACAUGACUGAAUCCUGCAGGAUUGUACUCGAGGAAGGAGCUGCCACUGCUGAGUUCAGAUUAAAGAAAAAGAGUUUUUUUUUUUGUGGCACAGACGGGAUGUUCGCAGCUUGUGAAUGAAUGUGUUCCAUUUGAGAUCAGUCUUUCUGCUCAUUAUUUUCCUUAAAAACCAUGUUUACAAGAGCUCAGAUGGGACGGUCAAUCUGUUUUUCAUGCUGUCUUUUAUAAAGAUGUAUUUUUGCCGGUCAAACUGCCGGCUCUGAAUGCUUGAGGAUGUUUCACGAUGCAAGCAGACUGAUACAACUUUGCACUUAUUUAUAUUCCAAUGACCAUUUUAAUAAUUUAUAAUAAAGAGUGCUAUUUUUCUACGACGUUA